AUGGUAUCCAAAAAGGAAAAACGUCGCUUGCAAGCUGGGGCCAAGCGCAGAGAGAAGUUGAAAGAGUUGGAGCUUGUCAAGGCUCAAUCGGCACUUGCCGUGGAAAUGCGAUUAGCCAAGAAAGCCCAAGAAAUCAAAAAGUUGCUGAAGAAUGCACAUCAUGAUGGACUGGACGACAUUGGUGUGGAAGCUCGAUUGUUGGCAUUGAGUUUUUUCUACCAGACGCACAGACCCGCCGACAUGGUUGAGCUGGUCUCCACCGGUGAUCAAGACUCCAACGAGCAAAAGUUGCUGGCACAAUAUGGGCUGUGGGCUCAUGCCGGACAGGAAAACUGGAACUCAGCUGUUACAUUUGCAGAGAAACUCUACUUGAAGGAUGAAGGGGAAGAUGAUGAACAAGGCGUCAUGUCGCCUGAUCCUCUUCGGGAAGACGAACUUCUGAUGCUUGCCAUCCACGCAUUCGCCAAUACGGACCAGCAUGUCCAGUUAGCAACAGAAAUGUUAUUGGAACAAGAUUUGGGCGCCACUGAUGCACUGGAGGCUCUCAAUGUAGUGUUGAGGUCUCAUCUUCGAACUGGCAACGUCCAGGAAUGCAAGAUUCUCUUGAAGAAAGGAAAGCAAUGUUCGCUCUUAAACGAGGAAUCAUACGAAAUAGCUCUUGCUGCUGCGGCCAAAACUGGUGAUCUUGAACUCAUGCGACAAGCAUUGGGUUUCGACCAACAAUCUGCAGAAGGCACGCUCAAGUCAUUCAUAAAAGACAAACCCGUACAUGUGAUGACACAAUUAUUGGAAACGUUUUCAAUCGCUGCUGAGCUGGGCGAAGAGUUGCCUGAUGACCUCCAAGAAGCAGCUCUCGAGGCACUGCAAGUCCUACUGAAACAAGGUAGCAGCAUUGCCCCGAAUACUCUCUCUUACAUUCUGGUAUCAUUGGAUGAUGAUGAUGAAGACGCCCUCGAAACUAUAGUCCAAUGCUUAAUCCGAAGUGGCAAAACUCACGAAGGCUGGUAUGAUCCAUUGAGCGUGCCGGCAAAGGUGAAGAUAUUUCCAGAUUUGGUUCGAGCAAAAGGAUCGAGCGGUGACGCUUGGAAGAUUCUAUCUUCUUUGGUAACGAUCGAUAAAAGAGAUGGAACUCUCUCUGAAGGUAGCAAACAGUUUCUGCGGAAGCAAGACCUCUCGUUUUGCUUGGCUGCUUUUGCCUUCGCUGUCGAUCGAAAGCACUUCAAAGUGAGUGAAGCAAUUCUGCAAGAGUGUUGGGAAACGAUUUCUGGCGCUGAAGCAGAGCUGGCUGGUACUACUAAUGUCCAAUUCGUAUUGAUGGAGAGAAUUCCAUUUCUCCCGGAGGAAUCGGUGAGGCAUGAUUUCUUUCGCAAGAUCUUGGCCAUCAGAAGAAGUGCCUUCAAUAAUGCCGACGAGAUUCCGGCGUUUGACAACCAGAGUCUGAACAUGAUUGUCCAGCAAACGGUUGCUUUGCUUCGAAGCACAGCAAAUUCAGAUGCUGCAGAAAACAAGGAAUUUGCAGUACUUACACCGGUGGUGGCAAUGGAGCUCAUCUCAAAGAUCCACACACUCACAAGUUCGGAUGCAUUCUGGAGCAUCGGGCGGCCUUCCGAUAAUGGCGCCAAGGAAGCCCUGGAAUGCAUAAUGAAAGCUUUGCUCGAAUCCAACCUACUGGAAAACGAUUGUGACUUGGUCGUUCCGGCCCAACAAUACUAUUCUUCACUUGCUCGUGUCUCGCAGUUGUCGUCCGCUAUUGAGUACAAGGAUUUUUUUUUCCCAAACACUCCAGGCACUCUGCCUGGCUCUGAAUUCGAGGAAGAUCCAUUUCAGCUCUUUCGGCGACUGGUUUUGAAGCAGAAGCGGGGAGAAGAGACAGCUGCUAGUCUAUUCAUCCUGAAACUAGAUUUUGGGGAAGGAGAGUUUACGCAGCUCUUGAAGUCUGUCCUCAAAAUGAGCUGGCAAUGUGAUCGCAUCUUGUAUCAGGAUUUUGUGAGUGACUACCACGAUUUGUUUCUUGAUUGGAAGCCAGGUGUAUUCUUUGACAGAGGGCUUUCCCGGCGCCUUUGCGAUGCCAUCCGGUACGCUGGACCUAGCAUUAGACCACCUGGGUUCAGUGAGGCCGAACAUUCUUUGUUUACAGAGCUGUCUUGGUACAGAGACUUGUGGACACCCGAAUUCGCAAGAUCACUGAUACGAGAACUAAAGAAGGCCGAGGAUUCAAAGUAUUGGAUUUCAAGGAAAACAGACACGAGUACCGGUAACAUUGAUGCAACCUGCAUGUCAGGGCUGCUCUUGGUAAAUAUGUACAGUCUCGCAGGGUACUUCGCUGAGAUUGUUGACGCAGAGACAUCGAGACCACUGGUGGAAUCUUACAUUGAUGCAUGCGGCAGCAAUUGCGCUGUCCUUGUGGACUUCCUCAUUGACGAUGGCAAGAGAAGACAGACUAGUAGAGCAAAGUCCAAGGUUCAAGGAACACUCAAUCCGGUAGCAUGCGCAGUUGCUCAAAAUUUCUUUCUUGCGAUAUCGAAGUGCUUGGCAGAUGGCUUGGCAAAGUACGAUGCUGCGAUACAACAGCUUUUGGACCGUGCAAAGCUGGAGUUCUCCCACCACCUCACAGUGGAAGACAUGCAUACAGCGGCCUAUAUUUUGUUACACAUGUCCCAAGUGGAGCUCCAACCUGAAAUCAAAAAAUGGAUCGAGCGUUGGUAUCAGCCGCAGUAUGCGAACUUUUUGCAUCCAUAUGUUAAAUUUUGCGCUGAAAGAGCUUCCUGGACAAAAUGGCGGAGACAGUGA
Seminavis robusta is the source of this 2790-nucleotide messenger RNA. The record is from the annotation of a GenBank genome assembly. Lineage: Eukaryota; Bacillariophyta; Bacillariophyceae; Naviculales; Naviculaceae.